AUGUGGUCAUGGUGUGAGCUUCGAUGUACUACACUAGAACGAAUUCAGAUGGACAAGGACACAGAAAAAGUCACAGGAAGGCCCAUUGACGUCUACUUUGUAAGGAACAUGCAUAUAGCACUUAUAGCGAUCCAAAUGAGCGCCGCUCCUGAGUUGAGCAACGUUCAGCUUGGUCUUCACGUAAAGUACGAUGCCAGAGAAAGAUUGCAGGUGCAUAAUGUCGAUUACUCAAGUAUCGCUGCUGUUCAUCUCCGUCCUGGCGAUAUAAUACGAGAGGUGGAUGACAAACCGGUAGCCAGCAAAACAAUGUUGAAAUACUAUGUCACAGAAAGUAUGCUGAAAAAUCGACGCAUAUGUUUCCUCAUUGAGUGUCCUGCCGGAGAGGCAUACCGCGAGAGUUGCGACAUGGCACCUGAUGUUACGGAGAUUGCCCUCAAACAGAUCGAACGUUUCAAGAAAACAGUCAAUCAAAUGCCGGCCGUCAGUGUGUACUCCAGCACACAUUUGAAGAAGUCAGCAAGUGUCAGCAUUGCUCCGAACGAGAGAACAGAGGUACAAAAAAAUUGA
Messenger RNA from Cooperia oncophora, 567 nucleotides. Lineage: Eukaryota; Metazoa; Nematoda; Chromadorea; Rhabditida; Trichostrongylidae. The record is from the annotation of a GenBank genome assembly.